This is a messenger RNA of Populus euphratica (Euphrates poplar), 1320 nucleotides long. Its product is annotated as formin-like protein 18. Lineage: Eukaryota; Viridiplantae; Streptophyta; Magnoliopsida; Malpighiales; Salicaceae. The transcript has a single exon. The record is from RefSeq and is a predicted model, not a curated record. Bases 131 to 1039 code for a protein of 302 amino acids. Gene Ontology annotation, biological process: defense response.
ACGAGAGGCGACUAUAUUGUCCCUGUUUUGCAUGUAUAAUUUGUAUACAUAUCCACCAGUGAGGUUUCCAAGUCACUUGCAAAUUGCAACAGAAAAUCACCAAACUCCAUCUCUCUCUCUGUCUGUCUAAAUGGGUGAAAGAACCUUAGAGAUCAAUGUCAUCUCUGCAAGAGGUCUCAAAGACGUCAAUUAUAUCUCAAAAAUGGAUGUCUAUGCUGUUGUUUCAAUCUCUGGUGAUGACUCAAAACAAAAGCCAAAGCAAAAAACCAAAACCCCUGUAGAUAGAGCUGGUGGCAAAAAUCCCACUUGGAACUUCCCUAUAAAAUUCUCUAUCCCUCCAACCCCACUUGCAGAAAACCGUCUAAAUCUUGUUUUCAAUCUUAAAUGUGAGCGUGCUCUAGGAGAUAAAGAUGUUGGUGAAGUCAACGUGCCAGUAAAGGAGCUUUUGGAUUCAGCUAGCGAUGGUAAAUCCAUGAAAUUUGUUAGUUAUCAGGUAAGGAAACCAUCAGGGAAACCUAAAGGUGAGGUUAGCUUUUCUUUUAAGUUUAGUGGGAUUGAGAAAGUAUUGGUGGCUGAAGUAUCAACAGCAGCAGCAGCAGCAGCAGCGAAGGCUACUAAUUCUAGUAGUCAACCUGUCACUGCAUAUGCUGCUGUGCCUGUUGUUGGACCUAGUUCUGUUCCUGAUGCUGGAACUGGCUCAUAUCCACCGCCUCCACCCGGGAAUGGAUGUCCACCGCCUCCACCUGGUUAUGGAUAUCCAUCUCCACCGCCAUAUGGCAGAUACGCGCCGCCUCCUCAACCGGGUUAUGGGUACCCACCACCUGGAUAUGGAUAUCAACCUGCUCAAGGGGGAUAUAGGUAUCCACCUGUUCAAGGGGGAUAUAGGUACCCACCACAAGUGCAAGGGCAGCAGCCACAAAAGAAUAAAUUUGGAAUGGGCUUAGGGGCUGGAUUGCUAGGAGGAGCUAUUGGUGGGCUUUUGAUCGGAGAUAUGGUGUCUGAUGCUGGAUUUGAUGAUGGUGGUGGUUUUGAUUUUUGAUUUUUUUUUAUAUAUAUGUUUCUUUCGGACUUGUGUUCAUGGGAUGGUAAUGGUUGGUGUGGUAAUAGUAGCUUUUGAAUUGUCAGAUCGUUGAUCUUUUUCAUCUUUUGAAGGGUGUGGUUUGUUGGGCCAAGAACACUAGUAUAUUAAAUCACUUCACUCAUUAAGAUUUAGGCUUUUGAGUUGUAUGUUUGGCAUCAUCCUCUACUCUAUGUAUAAUGUAUAUGUAAUACUCUACAAAGUUAUAGUUCACAGUUCCUACAAAGUGAUUUCAUGUUCUU